This is a messenger RNA of Nicotiana tabacum (common tobacco), 1290 nucleotides long. Lineage: Eukaryota; Viridiplantae; Streptophyta; Magnoliopsida; Solanales; Solanaceae. The record is from RefSeq and is a predicted model, not a curated record.
AUGGUGAAGGAGGGAAUUGUCCUGGACCACAAAGUAACUGCGCAUGGAAUUGAAGUUGACAGAGCUAAGGUUGAUGUUAUUCCUAGGCUCCCUCCCCCGACGUCGGUGAAGAGCAUAAGAAGUUUCUUGGGAUAUGAUGGGUUCAACAGGAGGUUCAUAAAAACCUUUUCCAGCAUUACCAAGCCGUUAACAACAUUGCUAGAGAAAGAUGCCAAGUUUAUUUUCAAUGUAAAGUGCUUAAGACCAUUCGAAUUGAUAAAGGAAAAGCUUGUUAGUGCUCUUAUUAUGGUGAUACCUAAUUGGAGCCAGCCAUUUGAUAUAAUGUGUGAUGCUAGUGAUGUAGCUGUGGGAACAGUUCUAGGGAAACUAAGAUACAAAAUGUUUAGGCCCAUCUACUAUGCAAGCAGGAUAUUGAAUGAUGCUCAAGUAAAUUAUGCCAAUACUGAGAAGGAAUUUUUUGCUAUGGAAUUUGCUUAUAACAAGUUUAGAUCAUACCUGGUUGGAAGUAAGGUGAUUGUACACACUGAUCACUCGUCGUUGAAAUACAUGUUGAGUAAGAAGGAAUCCAAGUCGCGUCUGAUGUGCGGUCUUCGAAAGGCCGCCUUGGUAUGGUUACCCCGUGCCCUAAAUCGUGAUCAAAGACGGAAGCUUCAAGGUGAGGUAAAAAGCAAUUUUUGGGAUGACCCUUUCUUGUUUAAACUGUGUGCAUAUGGUGUGAUCCGAAGAUGUGUGCCUGAAGGAGAAAUGGAAAGCUUUCUAUCUCAUUGCCAUGAUGGAGCAGCUGGAGGACACUAUGAUGGAAAUCGCAUUGCAGCAAAGGUCAUGGAAGCCGAUUUCUUUUGGCUUACUCUGUACAAAGAUGCAAGGGCGUAUGUAGCUUCAUGUGACAAGUGUCAGAGAGCAUGUAAUAUUAGCAAGAACGAUGAAAUGCCUCUCAACUCCAUUCUGGUAUGUGAAAUUUUUGACGUUUGGGGCAUUGACUUAAUGGGUUCGUUCCCAAUGUCGCAUUCUCAUAAGUAUAUCCUAGUAGUUGUUGACUACGUCUCUAAAUGGGUUGAAGCAAUCCCUACUAGGACCAAUGAUGCUCGGGUGGUGUUUGCAUUUUUGCGAAAAAACAUCUUUACCCAUUUUUGGACACCUCGAGUGAUUAUCAGUGACAAAGGGACACACUUUGUGGAUAAGCAGUUUGUUGCACUACUGUCCAAGUAUGGGGUCACACACAAAACAGGAACCAAGUACCAUGCCCAAACUAGUGGGCAAGUCGAAGUGGCCAACCAGAAACUAAAAUGA